AUUUCCUUCAUCACAAUUGGGGAAUUUGUUUCAGAACCGAUGGGAUCCUCCAGUUUUGUUUCCGUUCAUCUCAUCAAAACUUCAAACCAGCGACCGAUCAACAGACAUAGGUUUUAUUCGUUGCCUCCAACAACCAAAACUUUCAAUUGUAACGUUAAGAGAACGUUGUCCAUCCGCUGUUGUUCGUCAGGUGACACUAGUCAGUCAACCACGACGGAUUCACAAAGCACAACAUCAGGUCGCGAUGCCCAGGCUUCGAAAAAGCUAUAUCGAGUGAUUGAUUAUCCAAUUCAUACGGAAGCUUAUUUGGGUAGCGAGCAUAUACGAGAGUCUUUAUGGAAGUAUACUUAUGAACGAACACAACGAGAAGAAGAAGCCGACCGUAACUUGGAACAGUUAGCUGAACAGUUCAAUAGUUUGAAAAAACAAGUAGAAGAUGCGUUACGGGAACAAGGAGUGGAUCCGAAGGAAGCUUUUCAAGAGGCUGAUGCGAUAUUUACGCCUGCAGAAGAAAUGACGAAGGAUCCUAUUGAAGCUUCUAUUGAAAGGGGAUGUCCACCGGAUGAUAUUGAUUUGGGUGAUUAUCCUUAUAUAGACGUUCCUGACAUUCCAGAAAACUUGGAGUUGGAAAACCUGGGAUGGGUUGGUCUAAAGGAGCUUGGAGCGAGUCCACUUCCCGAGAUGAUUGAAGACAUUCAAGCUCGCCGAAGUGGUGUGGUUGGAGAUACUCGUUCCCGAGUUGAUGAAACCUCUUCGUUGGAAGAAGAAGGAGAAAAUGGUGAAGAUACAGAUUUCGCGAGCACUUCAUUGGUUCCUGAUUUUGCUCAGGAAAACAAAGUGUAUGUGAAGGAAGGUUUAGGUUGGAGAAUAGGUUAUGAACCAUUUUCCAUAGGAGAACAAUGUGCAACGGUUGGUUCCAAAGAUUAUCUUAUUACUAUGAAUAGAGAAGAAUUUUUCCACUUUCGUCGUCUUUUGAUGUCGUUAGAUCACAAAUUAACGGAUAUGACAUACCAUUCUUCCGAAUCGAGUGAAGCAUUUUCCAAUAGCCAUUACGUUUUAGAUGAACAUGAAAAACUCAAAAGCACAAAUGGCAUGGAAGACACUCAUUUUGUAGAACCAUAUCCGAUAAUGGAUUUGGAAUCAGAUGUCUUACGAAUACAAGCAUUUGGUCGUCCCUCUUGGUUUUCGUUGCGAAUAUUUUUGAAAAGAAAGCGUCCUGUUGAAUGUUCAUGGGAUGCGGAAGCAACUCAAGGUCUUUUGAAAGCUGUUCAUGAAGUCGAUCAUGUAGCAAGUCUUUUCUAGCAUAAUGAAUCACGAAUAGGAUAACAUUGUUUUGAUGAAUAUUUGGAUAAAGCUGUUUAGUCUAUUUGCUUAUUUCCAUAGCACGGUUAUGUUAUCUUUUU
Molecule: messenger RNA, 1403 nt
Organism: Galdieria sulphuraria
Lineage: Eukaryota; Rhodophyta; Bangiophyceae; Galdieriales; Galdieriaceae
Exons: 7
Coding region: 40-1302 (420 amino acids)
Biological process (GO): regulation of DNA-templated transcription
Molecular function (GO): DNA binding
Source: RefSeq, a predicted model, not a curated record